Hibiscus syriacus is the source of this 588-nucleotide messenger RNA. Its product is annotated as ethylene-responsive transcription factor ERF023-like. The record is from RefSeq and is a predicted model, not a curated record. Bases 19 to 576 code for a protein of 185 amino acids. The transcript has a single exon. NCBI's taxonomy places the organism in Eukaryota, Viridiplantae, Streptophyta, Magnoliopsida, Malvales, Malvaceae. Gene Ontology annotation, molecular function: DNA-binding transcription factor activity; DNA binding. Gene Ontology annotation, biological process: regulation of DNA-templated transcription.
AACCAAUGGUUUUAAUUAAUGGAGCAACCGUCUUACACAGAAGAUGACUUGAACAACUCCAGCUCCACUACCACCACCAACAACAACCGUAAAGCUAACCCCAAACACGACACAAUGCGAGGCAGCACGCGGCAUGCUGUCUAUCGAGGUAUCCGUAAAAGACAGUGCGGCAAAUGGGUGUCGGAGAUCAGAGAGCCACGCAAGAAGUCUCGCAUUUGGUUAGGCUCAUUUCCCUCCCCGGAAAUGGCCGCUAAAGCUUACGACGUCGCGGCCUUUUGCUUACGUGGAAGUAAGGCGCAGCUAAAUUUUCCCGACCAGGUGGAGUGUUUACCGAGGCCUUCGACGUGCACGGCCAGAAAUAUUCAGGCCGCAGCUGCGACAGCGGCGCAUUCGGUAGUUCCGCGUGAUAAAAGUGAAUUAUCGGUUGAAGAAGGGAAUGGACAAAGCGGAGAUGACUUUUGGGGCGAAAUCGAAUUGCCGGAGCUGAUUAUAAGCGGCUGUCAAUGGAGAUUCGCGGCUGACUCGGCGGCGUGGCUAGAAGGAGAGGCUCUGCAACAGUUCAUUGCAUGUCUUUGAUGGUGUUGCAGA